AUGAAGGCUGCUGAGAACGAGGUCUCGGAUGUGCACUUCAGUGUAGAUAAACAGAACAUCUCUCUCUGGCCCCGAGAGCCUCCUCCCAAGACGGGUCCAUCUCUGGUUCUGAGGAAAUCUCUCACAGUCCGGGCUGCAGUCAUCAUCCUGACGCUGGGCCUGGCUGCUUCCAUCCUGCUGCAGGCUGUUCUCUAUCCCUGGUUUAUGCGUACAAUAUCAAAUGUAAAGAACAAUGCUCAGUUGCUGAAAGGCCGUGUGGACAACAUCAGCGCUCUGGGCUCUGAGAUUAAGAGGAAUAGAGGAGGCGUGGAGGCAACCGGCAUUCAGGUCCAGAAGGUGAAUGCCAGCCUGGAUCAUGUGCGUUCUCAGAUCUGGAAGUUGGAAACUGGUGUGAAGGAAGCCAAUGCACAGAUACAGAUGUUAACAAGAAGUUGGGAGGUGGUCAAUGACUUAAAUGCCCAAAUUCCAGAGUUAAAAAGAAAUUUGGAUAAAGCCAGUUCUUUAAAUGCAAAGGUCCAGGGACUCCAGACCAGUUUGGAGAAUAUCAGCAAGGUGCUCAAACAGCAAAAUGACAUUCUGCAGAUGGUUUCUCAAGGCUGGAAGUACUUCAAGGGGAACUUUUAUUACUUUUCUCAAGUCCCAAAGACCUGGUACAGUGCCCAGCAGUUCUGUGUGUCCAGGGAUUCACACCUGACCUCAGUGGCCUCGGAGAGUGAACAGGAGUUUCUGUACAAGAUGGCAGGUGGACUUUUCUACUGGAUCGGCCUGACCAAAGCCGGGAGUGAGGGGAACUGGUACUGGGUAGACGAUACUCCAUUUAACAAGGUCCAGAGUGCAAGGUUCUGGAUUCCAGGUGAGCCCAAUAAUUUUGGGAACAAUGAACACUGUGCCAAUAUAAAGAUGUCCUCGCUUCAGUCAUGGAAUGAUGCCUCCUGUGACAAUAAGCUCCUUUUCAUCUGUAAACGGCCCUACAUACCAUCAGAACCAUGACGGGACUGGUCCCAAGUUUGCACGUUGAGCUCCAAUGCUUGUUGAACUAGAGAAGCUGCCUCUCUUUCUUCCAUAUUCCGGGAUGGCUUUGCACCUUCACUUUUCUGGCUUCAAAAUUGUCCCAGAGGCAUCCUGGAGUUCAUCUGCUUUGGCUGGGAAUUCUCUGACCCCAUAGAGGCAGUUGGAGUGGAAGGGAGAUCUUGGAAAAGGAGAGGAGGGGGGAGAGGAUUUAGAAGUUCAAAUUGCCUCAGGAAGGUGAUCAGAAACUUGCGGUUCCCUUUCCCUUCAGAGAAGCCUCAGUUUUAUCACAUGAAAGUUGCUUCAGACCACCCAAGCAGUUCUCCUGAUACCGAUGUUCAGGGCUUUUCCAAUUGAUCCCCCAGAAUUCCCAUUUGCCUGCUUAGGGGGCCGUGUUCUCAGUGGGAAGAGCUCGGCUCUUAGAGACCCCGUCUAGGCCCUGUUCCCAUUGCUCUCCAUCCACAUCCCCUGAGGUCUAAGCCCCUUCUUCUCUAAGAUGGGGGCAACUGGUUCAGCUCGGGGGCUGACACGGCAAUGAGUCUCUGUUAGAGCUGGACCAGCAUCCACGCUCCUUCUUGCUCCCCUUUGCUCGGCAAACUCCGAGGCCCAGCUCUGUUUUUCUACAGUCCUCUGCCCAGCCCCCCUGUUUCACCUCCUGCACAUCCUCUUUCAUCUGCAUUUCCUCUCUUCCCUUUAGGGACAGAGUUCACCUGCAAACUUCAUCAGAGUCAAAUGCUGCCUGGGUAAAGCAUGUUUUACCUCUGUGAGCAUGUUUUGUUCCCAGCUGUACAGGUGAAUAUGCCGUCAAGGCCAUCUGCUCUGCCGGACAUGGAGUUCUGGGGUAUCCCCAGGAGAUAGUUGGAGGCCCCAAAAUGACAAGGGGUAGAGAAGAUUCAGCUCCGGAAACGCCACAAAUAUGAGCAAUGCUUACCCUUGGUUUUUAUUGAACUGAAGGAGAGUGAGGUCUGCAGCAUCAUGUCCCUCCUGGUGGUCUUUCCUCUCAGAAGCUCAGUGGACAGUCUGUUGCCUGGCUUUACUCCUGAAGGUGUAAAGUUGACAUUAUUUCCCAUCCUUCACGAAGACCCUGUUUGUGGGUAUCAGGUCCCGGUGCCCUGGUCCAGUGGCUGAGGCAGGGAUCUAGGCAGGGGCUGUACUGCUAGGAGGGGAGCAGAGAAGGAGAAGGAAGGAGGUGGUGCGAGCACAGGGGUGGGCUCAGUAGGGCGUCCUCCUCUCCUUCGGUCCUCAUUAGGGCUCUCAGUAGGGUCCUGAGGACAGGACAUUUUCCUUCAAUGACUGUGACCAGCAGGUGGUGUUUUGGGUGCAAAGGGGUCAGGCUUAGGGCAGGGGCAUUAGGAGGAAGCUUGAAGUAACAUGGGGCAAAUGGGAUUUUUAAAAUAUGGCAAUGGCAGGGCACCUGGGUGGCUCCGUUGGUUAAGUGUCCAACUUCUGUUCAAGUCAUGAUCUCACGGUUUGUGAGUUCGAGCCCGACAUCGGGUUCUGUGCUGUCAGCCGGAGCCUGCUUCGGAUCCUCUGUCUGUCUGUCUGUUUCUUUCUCUCUACGCCCCUCCCCUGCUCAUGCUCUUUCUCUUUCUCAAAAAUAAAUAGACGUUUAAAAAAAUAUGACAAGGGGGGUGCCUGUGUGGCUCAGUCUGUUAAGCGUCUGACUCUUGAUCUCAGCUCAGGUCUUGAUCCUAUGGUCAUGAGUUCAAGCCCUUCAUUGGGAUCUGUGCUUGUUGUGAAGCCUACUUAAAAAAAAAAUGAAAUAAAAUAAAAUAGGCAAUGGAUGAGGGAUGGGCAGUCAGUGAUCAUGUCCAUGCAGGAGCAUUUGCAGGCCAGUUCUAGAGACUGCUGAAGUCUGAGGGAGUGAGUAUCUCAGGGCAGAGAACAUGGGCAAGCCAAUGUGGCUGCUGCAAGCAUGAAAGAAUUCUUCCACAUUUCACUAAGAAACAUUUUGUUGUUCCUACUCUUUGUAAUUACAAGCAGCAAAUUAUGGGAGAAUUUUAUUUCUUCCCCAUGUCGGGCCUCUAGUCAUAGCAUGAGCUGAUACAGAAAUUGAAUACAAGCUACUUCUAGGGAGCUAUCCCAUUGUGUUUUUGAACAUUUCGCUUUCCCACCUGACAUGUUCGUCCUGAUAUCUGAGCUGCCGCGUUGAGUAGCAUGUGACCCAGCCCCACACUCCGCGUUCCUCCCUAGGUGGCACUUGUCACCAGGCCAGCUGAUUCAGAGGCUUGUAGCGUAAGGCCUAAAAUUUCAUGUGCUGCUGUGACAUCUUUGAGCCCCAGAGCCCAACUAUGCAUUCCCCUGAUCUCACCAGAUAUGUCCCCCUACCUGGCUAGUUCCUCUAUCCACUGGACCAGCUGCACUGCACCCAACUUUCAACCUAAUGGGUUCCACUAACCCACCCACCAACCUGGGAAACUAUUCCAAUGAGACAAUCAUGUCCUGCAGGAAUCAGGGCCCCUGUAAGUUCUUGUUACCAUAAUGCCUGCCUACCACAGUCCUUGCUGGUUCACUGUGCUUGCAGGCAUAACCCCUGUGGGACCCUGCAUAGCAUGUGGUCUCCUCCUCUCUAGACUGUGAGUAUAUGACUAAUAAACCACUGCUCAGUAUUAGGUGUCAUCCGUUUGGUCUUCAUCCCCUAUUUAGAGCAGGAGAUCCCUCCCUCACUGUUAUAGACCGAAUGGUUGUAUGUCCUCAAAAUUCACGUGUUGGAAUUCUAACCUCCAAUGUGAUGGUGUUAGGAGGUGGGGCCUUUAGGAGGGCUUCACCCUCAUGAUGG
Molecule: messenger RNA, 3787 nt
Organism: Acinonyx jubatus (cheetah)
Lineage: Eukaryota; Metazoa; Chordata; Mammalia; Carnivora; Felidae
Gene: CD207
Product: CD207 molecule
Exons: 6
Coding region: 1-990 (329 amino acids)
Molecular function (GO): signaling receptor activity
Source: RefSeq, a predicted model, not a curated record